AAAUUGUCGGUUUCAGGUACUUACGGUACAGUGUUCAAAGCUCGCAAUAAAGAAGGAGGCGAAGUUGUAGCGUUGAAACGAGUUCGACUUGACGACGAUGAUGAGGGAGUCCCGAGUUCAGCAUUACGAGAAAUCUGCAUCUUAAGGGAAUUGAAGCACAGAAACGUCGUCCGCUUAUAUGACGUCAUAUAUUCGGAAAGCAAACUAACUCUGGUCUUUGAGUAUUGUGAUCAGGACCUGAAGAAGUUUUUCGAUUCACUAAAUGGUCAUAUCGAUCAACAGAUGGCAAAGUCACUGAUGCUGCAGUUGCUUCGAGGGUUAGCCUUUUGUCACGCACACCAUGUUCUUCAUCGCGAUCUCAAACCGCAAAAUCUGCUCAUCAAUUCCAACGGUCAGCUGAAACUGGCUGAUUUUGGACUUGCACGGGCGUUCGGAGUGCCAGUCAGGUGUUACAGCGCAGAGGUAGUGACACUAUGGUAUCGACCGCCUGACGUUUUAUUUGGAGCGAAAUUAUACAACACUUCAAUUGAUAUGUGGUCAGCUGGUUGUAUUUUUGCUGAGAUUUCAAACGCUGGUCGACCGCUUUUCCCUGGCGCAGAUGUCGAUGAUCAGCUUAAGAGAAUAUUCAAGCAGCUGGGAACACCAACCGAUGACACUUGGCCUGGCCUUUCACAACUACCGGAUUUCAAACCCAUGCCGCUGUAUCAUCCAGCAAUGACGUGGGGUCAAGUGGUCCCUAAUAUGUCUGCAAGUGGCCGCGAUCUUCUUCAGGUGAUUCUUUUUUCCCUCCAAAUUUUGCCUAUUUCUUUUGCUGCUUUGGCUGCU
Messenger RNA from Ostertagia ostertagi, 825 nucleotides. The record is from the annotation of a GenBank genome assembly. Lineage: Eukaryota; Metazoa; Nematoda; Chromadorea; Rhabditida; Trichostrongylidae.